This is a messenger RNA of Pocillopora damicornis (cauliflower coral), 2844 nucleotides long. RefSeq lists its product as uncharacterized. NCBI's taxonomy places the organism in Eukaryota, Metazoa, Cnidaria, Anthozoa, Scleractinia, Pocilloporidae. The record is from RefSeq and is a predicted model, not a curated record.
GGCGGGUAAUCUAGCAUGCUGUCUUUGUCUAAGGUCGCCUUGUUUUAGUUAGGAAACCGGGAAACUGACACCUUAUCAUGGCGGAUAAAAGGCCCAAGCGACAACGGACUGGAAGAUCCUGUAUGUUCUUUGAUGCAAGUCUGCAACACAGAGAAGAAAUCGAGUUAAGAAGGGCACUUAAUGAGUCUUUGAAAGAAGCACGAAGUGCACAACAGAAACACGAAGAGCCCGCACAACCGAGCGCAGAAACAAGAUCGAUAUGCACUAAUACUGAAACAAGGCUACGUUUGAAAAAACCCCGUGGUCCUAAACUGAAAAAGUGCAGCAAAACCCGCUCUUUAGAAAUAAAACAGAAUGAAGGUAUAACGAAAGGGAGUGAACCUACCAUCACAAAUGAGGAGGUAUUAGCGAAAUCCAAAGACCAAAAAGGAGAUUCAGCUAAAUGGAGAAAGCUUCAGAACAAGGGAUCCCUUAGUGAAAAACAACAGAGAAAAGAACUUCAAAGUCCAGAAAAAUCAGACAAAGUUAUUAAGUCAAACAAAUUGGUGAAGGCUGGUCAGAAGAGAGAGCUUAAGAUUGUUUUAAAUAAACAGAAGACAAAUGGGAAUUUAUUCACUUGCAAGAAAGGGAAUGAUGGAAAGAAAAGAAACGUUGUUAAAAGCUUGACUGAGAAAUUUAAUACUGCCAGCAAAGAUGAAAAACAACCAUCCACAAAAUGUGCAAAGCGAAAGCAAGAAAAUGACGAUCAAAAUGACAUUGAAACUUGCAAUGAUCAGGUUAAGAAGAGAAAAAUCACACCUCCAAAGCUUGUACCUGAAGUUUUACUAAAAACAGAAAAAACUCCGUUUUCAGUAGAAGAGAGGUACACCUCUGAUAUAUCUGCCCUUAAACAAGAAGUAUCUGAUGUGCUGCAGGGAAAACUUAGAAAAAAGCAUAAACAAAGGCUUAAAGACAGAAAACUUGUGAGUCCACUGGGAGAAAUCUACAUCCCAGCUAAUACAGCCAAGACAGAAGAUUUCCUGACUUUCUUAUGUUUGAGGGGUAGUGCCAGUCUUCCAAGAUCCUUUGAGGUCUUCAACAAUCCUGAUCCUUUCUUUACUCAGCCAACUCAGCAAUUUCCAGACGAAGAAGGGUUUUCCAGUCCAAUGCUCCACACACAGUCAUCAGUGACCUACUCUCCACCUUUGUCAAGUUCUCCGAGUGAGUUCUCAGCAGACUCGCCUAUGUCUUCUAUAGAUGGCUGGUUGUAACAGUACUACAUUUUAACAGUAGCAUUGACAAAGGCAAUUCAAUGCAUUGAGUUAACCUUGUAGUAAACCUCUAUAAGCCUUUGACCUCUAAGAACUAUUGGCUUGUAAUGUCUUCUUGUGAUAUCAUGCCUGACUAACUCAUUGUCACAAGAAUAAAAAAAAUGAUCAAGUAAAGAAGCUCUUGAUUGACAAAUUCUCCUUGUCGGCACUGUAUGAAAUGUAUAGUGAACAGUAUGGAGAAUGUUCAUACUGAUGCUAUGGUGUUAAGGGUUAACUGUUGUACAUUUUCUUGUACAUCACUUAUUUAUGAGAGUUUUUUCUCUGUCAAGUUGACACUUAGAUGAUAACCUUUUUGAUUCUAAUCUCAUUGUGCAAUUGCAAUCGAAUUGCUGUGACAUACAUGAAGGAUUAUCCUGAAAGCUAGCUUCUGGUUACUGUCUCCUAGUACUGUCUGUCAAGAGUUUUUUCAAACACUCUCUGUCCUUGAAUCCUUCUACAUAUUUUGAAUAAUGAACUGAACUUGUACAGAGAAGUUACACUUCACUUCUUACAAUGGAAAGAUGAAGACUUCUUAGUAAGACAAUGAAAAGUUUGUCAUUCUGGGGCCAAUAGUUUCAGAGGCGGUACAUCUCAUGGGAAAGCUACAAAGCCUAGUAAGUUUACUCCAAUGCAAGGUUAGGACAAAUGUGUUCUGAACAACUUGGCUUAGAUUGUGACUGUGGCAGAGUUUGCAUUGCAUCAUGGGCAAUAUGCUUUUACAGCUUACAAUUGUCUUUCUAGUUGUAACAACCUUUAAAUAAAAUAUGAAAAGUAUGUAAAAAUUGACAAGAAUGUGAACCAUGAUAGGGGAAUACAAAUGAAGUCAUAUUUCUCCAAUCAUUAUUGUGUUCAAAAAACAUAUAUUUAAUAUUAUGAUGAAAAUGUAGGAUAUUGUGUUCAUUGGAAUGUUUGCAUGACUACGAGUUUAAAUUUGGAUAUAGGGUUUUUAAAGAUGACUUAUGAUUUUGAUUAUUCAUAAUUAGUAUAUACUAACAGUUGAUAGUGUUGAAGGCACGCUCCUAUUAGCCACUUGAACUCCAAAUAAUCUUUGGGGCUCACUUCCAGGCAAUUUGCACUGGAUCUGGGUCCAAGAAUAUUAUAAUUGUUGUAGGAGUAAACAAGUUUAAAUAAUCUUUUUAGGCUAUACUUCUCACUGUUUUAGUACAUUCUUACAGCUCCGUAAAUAUUCACCAUUGGCCACCUCCACUUUAGUGAAUAGUUGUUACUUGCCAUUCUAUAAUCAUGCUAGUUUAGCUUUAGAAUUUAAUAGACUACUACCCAUUCAUGCAAUAGCAAGUGCAUAAAAAGAAUUGGAUGUUUGACCCCUUGGGCUGUACAAAAGUUAGGAUGAAAUAACCAGAGGUAUUUAUUGCAAAGUGUUGCUAUUUUUGUUAUUCACUAGUACAUAUUUUUAUCAUCAUGUUGUACUAAAAUUAAUUUUUUAUGCAGAGGACAUCAAUGUAAAUAGUUUGCUUAUGGCUACUGAAUGAGUAUUACUUUCUGGAACAACCUGCAAAGUGACCCAAUAAAAAGCUAUUUUUAAAUAAAAGCUAAA